UUCCAAAAUCAUCAAUACACGAAUUAGGUUUUUCUGUGAGCUUCGUCAAUCUGUUUUCUGUAUUUCUGGCUUCGGUUAAUAGCUUCAAUCGCUGCUAAGCUCAGCUGCAAUGUACGAUAUUCACUGAUUCGGAAAUCAAUAAGGAAUAGGAGCUUAAGCAGUGGUUGUUUUCCGAUUUGAAAUUUACACAGACUAGUAGUAGUAAGAUGCUGCAGAUUCGGCUGAGCAAGCCAGCUAGUGAAAGCGGUGCAACUGCGAAACCUGUGCCUGUGGACACUGUUACAGUCGCUUGCCCCGAUCAUCUCGUGCUAUCUGAUCUUCCUGUGGCGAAGGGUUUGGGUACAGCAUCUGCAACCGCUGUUAUCAAGUCUGUUGGACGCCGCUCCCGUCGCCAGCUCGGUGAGCGUGUUCAUUUCUGUGUUAGAUGCGACUUUCCGGUUGCUAUAUAUGGGCGUCUGAGCCCAUGUGAGCAUGCCUUCUGUUUGGACUGUGCCAGGAGUCAUUCUCUUUGUUAUCUUUGUGAUGAACGCAUCCAGAAGAUUCAGACAAUCAAACUGAUGGAAGGAAUCUUCAUAUGUGCAGCCCCUCGUUGUCUCAAGUCCUUCUUAAAGAAGAGUGAAUUUGAGAUGCAUAUAAACGAGUUCCAUACUGAUCUUCUUCACCCCAAUAAGGAAAAAGAAGGGAAUGAAUCAGAAGCGAUGAGUGCUAGGAAACCUUCAACCUCGGAUACCACUGUUCAAGCACCCUCGAGGCCAAUUUUCUCUCCCCAUUCAAGUUCGCAAAUUCAUGAUCGCGAAGACAAAGCCCAGCUGCCUCAAUCCAGGGAUCAACCACCUUUGAAACCUGCUGGACAGCAAAGGCCAACACCACCUUUUCCCGGACAAGCUCCAGAUCAUCCAUCAGAGCACCCUGAUGGUAUUCCAUCACAUCCCUUUGAUAGAGCUACUUCCCAGAAUCAGUUUCCUAGGCAAACUUUUGAAGUUCAUGGGCAGGGUGGUAGUCGACAAGAUUCAGUUAACCCAAAUUCAGGUCCAGCUCCACCUCAAUACGGUUAUCCUCCUUAUGCAGCUGAUGGAAUGCAACCGUACUUUGGUGCACCAUAUGGAAUGCCAAGACCAGACUCUGCACCAGAAGGUGGACAAGGACAGGGCUCGUUGCUUGGUUUCCCGCCCAGUCCUGCUGGACCCAUGAAUUUUCCUCAAAAUUAUCCACAGUGGAAUGCAGUUCCCGGUUCUGUGCCUCUGGAACCUCCUAUGGCAUCUCAAGGAUCUAUGGAUGGCUAUAUAAAUGUCGAUCCUCAAGGAAGAGGAUUCUUCCAGAAUGAUUACGGACAGAAUGCUGGGAAUAAGAGUUUGGAGCAACAGAGGCAGGGUGGGAAUUUUGUUGACCCAAGGGACGGUAAAGGAAUAUUGGCUCCCCAACCGCUUCAUCUUCCUCCACCACCUCUAAGACCUCCUCCCCAUCUGCCUCAAGGCAGUUCAUACUCUGGUGAUGGGAAUCAUGAUGGACCUCCAGGCUUCAGCUGGCCAGCAGAGAGGCGGGAUAACUUCGGAGGUGGGGAGUAGGCUUGAUCUUUUCUAGCCUGCUGACUCAUCUUCAAAUUAGGUGCACAACUCCAGCUUUGGCUCCAUUUUGUUCAUGUUUGGGAGCUUACUUGAAACUGUAAAUUUUCUAGUGUUCAGCAUGUGAACUGCGUAGCUGACAUUUGGUAUAACUUUAAAAUUAAGACCGUCUUUUGAGGUAA
Salvia hispanica is the source of this 1744-nucleotide messenger RNA. RefSeq names its product E3 ubiquitin-protein ligase HAKAI homolog. NCBI's taxonomy places the organism in Eukaryota, Viridiplantae, Streptophyta, Magnoliopsida, Lamiales, Lamiaceae. The record is from RefSeq and is a predicted model, not a curated record. Gene Ontology annotation, biological process: regulation of cell adhesion; protein ubiquitination. Gene Ontology annotation, molecular function: ubiquitin protein ligase activity.